AGGGAGGUGGAGAGGACGAGGAGGCGGCCAUGAGCGGCGGCGGGAUGGAGGUGGAGGUGCGGGUGGUGGGCGGCGCCCGGAGCUGCUUCGCGGCGCUCCCGCUCCACCUGAUCCACGCCCUAUCCCGCACCUCGGCCUCCGGCGACCUCCCGCCGGUCCUCGCGCUCGACCUCCGCGCCGCCGCCACCGGGGCUCGCUGGUCCCUCGCCUGGUCCGGCGCCGCGUCCCGCUCGCGCGCCAUCGAGGUUGCUCAAGAGCUGGCAGAAUGCAUCUCGCUGCCUGAUGGAACAAUUGCACAGUUGAGUGUAGCUCGCUCUCUAGCCAGAGCUGACUCGGUUUGCAUAGAGCCUUUCAGUGAGGACGAUUGGGAGAUACUGGAGAGCCGUGCUGAUUUGGCUGAAGAAACCAUCUUGACUCAGGUUGGUGUUGUUUACGAGGGCAUGAAAUUCCCAUUGUGGUUGGACGGCCAUAAUAUUGUGAAGUUUGUUGUGACCUCAUCUUCUCCAAAGAAGGCACUAGUUCAGCUUGUUCCAGGAACUGAAGUUGGUGUGGCACCCAAAAAACGCAAGGGAAACUCCAGCCAAGAUAUGCAAAAGCAAAGUGCACUGAAGGAAGAAGCCAAAAUAAAGGCUCUCCUGCGUGUUCAAGCAGCAGAUAGAAAGUAUGUGCAUCAAUUCAAAUACAAGGGUGUCAAACUGGGGGUGAUUCUCAGCUAUGCUGUGCUGAUGCAUCCAGAUACAGCUGCAAGGUCUUCAUUUUGCAAUCUUCAGUUGGUCACUAUUUCAUCUAAAUCACCACCAAAGGGACUAACUCAAAAAGGCAAGGAAGUUACUCAAAAGAAGGGUAUUUUAGUGCAUAAAGGAAGGGUCCGAGAAGUGGUUGUCUAUGUUUUAUUCUCAGACUCCGUUUCCAAAGGGCAUGUUAUGCUUCCUCACUCUAUUCGUCAGUACAUAAGUGCAGAUACCCAUUCAUGGGUUUAUGUGAAGAAAUUCUCAGCUAAUGUCAAGAAUGAUCAACCUAUAAUGACAAUAAGUCCAUUACGUUUUAAGAUGCAUGAAAAAGUUGCCCUUGAUGGUAGUGAAUUAGGAAGUCAGGAAGAAAAUAUUUGGAGGAAAACUAGCAUGCCCUCAGAAAAUGGUGACGCCUUUCAGGAAGUUCGUUUUGGUAACAAGGAUGAUCUUCUGAGUGCAAAUUUUGAUGGCACUGCUGAAUCCAUAUCAGAACAUAAUAUGCUCAUUAAACAGUGGCUUGUUGGGCAACUUAAAGAAAUGCGUUUACAUGCUGGGAAUUCUGAGAUAAGUCCAGUUGUUUUGCCAACCAAAGUUUUGCUCCAUUUUGAAGCAGUAGACCAAAAGAAAAACAGGGGAGUUGAAUUUCUAUACCUGCUAAAGGUUGGUUUUGAAAAUUCUAGCCACAGUAAUUUGCUAGGCAAUGCCGAGCUUGCUUGGAGUACUCAACCUGAUGAUCUAGAAAACUUGGAAUUGAAUUUUGGGAGGUUAGAGCUGGGUGAACCUGAAUCUUUUGAUUCUGUAGUAGAUGAUGGCUUCAACAAUGGGUUCAAGCUGACUCAAUCUUCUUUAGGCUGGAUGGAGAAUGCAAUGUCAGAUGUCAAAAAAAGGCUGUCUGUUCUCUUAUCAUCUACUAGUUUGAGGUUAUUUGUCCGGCUAAAGCUCCCUUUCCCUGGUCAUGUUCUUGUCCAUGGACCUCGAGGUUCUGGGAAAACUGCUUUGGUUAGGGCUGCUGCAAAAUAUUUUGAAGAACAUAAAGAGAUAUUGGCACAUGUAAUAUAUAUAGAUUGUUCCAAACUUGCACUGGGCAAGGCUAAGGAGACAAAGAAAACGAUUGAAGAUAGCAUUUGUGAAGCUCUGCUUCACGCACCUUCAGCUAUCAUAUUUGAUGAUCUAGACAAUGUAGUUUCAGUGUCUUCAGAUCCUCAAGCACCUCAGUCAUCCAGUUCAUCUGAUUCUAUAGUAAGAUAUUUGGCUGAUAUCAUGGACGAGUACAAGGAUAAGAUUCGGAACACGUGUGGAUAUGGGCCUAUUGCAUUAAUGGCUUCAGUUCAAGCACUUCAGAGUCUUCCUCAAGAUUUAACUUCUUCUGGGCGAUUUGAUUUCCAUAUUGAGCUUCCUGUUCUUGCUAUUCCUGAGCGUGAGGCACUAUUGAAACACCAUGUUGAGGAGCAUGAGUUACAGUGUUCCAGGGAAGUUCUUUCAGAGAUAGCAUCAAAAUGUGAUGGCUAUGAUGCAUAUGACUUGGAUAUUUUGGUUGAUAGGGCUGUGCAUGCUGCUGCUUCUCGCUUUGUUCUGCCUUCUAAUGCCUAUUUGAACUGUGCUGAGCCAACAUUAGUGAAGGAAGAUUUCUUGAAAGCAAUGCAUGACUUCCUUCCAGUUGCCAUGCGUGAUCUUAGCAAAUAUGCCCCUGAUGACAAUGAAGGUGGUUGGGAAGAUGUUGGUGGCCUUAAUGAAGCAGUAACCAUUAUUAAAGAGACCCUUGAAUUGCCAUCAAAAUAUCCAAAUAUCUUUACUAAGGCACCUGUAAGGCUGCGAUCAAACAUCCUCCUCUAUGGACCACCUGGAUGUGGCAAAACACACACUGUGAGAGCUGCAGCUGCUGCUUGUUCUCUGAGAUUCAUAUCAGUCAAUGGUCCAGAGCUACUGAAUAAGUACAUUGGUUCUUCUGAACAAUCUGUUCGUGACUUCUUUGCAAAGGCAGCUGCUGCAGCACCUUGCCUACUGUUCUUUGAUGAGUUUGAGUCCAUUGCACCCCAGCGUGGAACACAUAGUGCAGGAGUUUCUGAUCGUGUUGUUAAUCAAUUCUUGACAGAACUAGACGGUGUAGAAAGCUUGACUGGAGUAUUUGUGUUUGCUGCUACAAGUAAACCACAAUUAGUUGAUGCUGCACUCUUGCGGCCUGGAAGAUUUGACCGUUUGAUCUUAUGUGAUUUUCCUGGAUGGCAUGAGCGCUUGGAAAUUCUGAAGGUGUACUCCAGAAAGGUUUCACUGGCAAGUGAUGCAAGUCUGGAAGAAGUUGCUUCUUUGACUGAAGGAUUUACAGGUGCAGAUCUCGCUGCUAUUCUAGCAGAUGCUGGGGUGGCAGCAGUGAAUGAAAUUCUGGAGGAGAUAAAUAAUGGUACUAUCUCAGAUAGAGAGCCAUGUAUCAGCAGAGAACUUCUGAUGUCUGUUGCUAUGAAGGCUAGGCCUUCUACAUCAGCAGACAAAAGGAGGCAGUAUGACAUGGAGUACGGUGAAUUUGUAUCAUCCAGAAAGUCGGUUUCAACGAAGGCAAGAGAAUCUAAAGGGAAAAAGGUCACACUUGCUUGAGUCUCUCCCUUGAGCAUACUGACAUCUCUCUGCAUUGGAUAAGUGCAGCAAAAAUGGCAAGCACUUUUUUUUCGGCUUGCCCAGGAAACUGUGUUCUUUAUUAACCUCAGUUUUGACUUGAAAAGUCCACAUUUCUUGGAGAAGAAAAAAAAA
This is a messenger RNA of Oryza brachyantha (malo sina), 3473 nucleotides long. RefSeq names its product peroxisome biogenesis protein 1. NCBI's taxonomy places the organism in Eukaryota, Viridiplantae, Streptophyta, Magnoliopsida, Poales, Poaceae. Gene Ontology annotation, molecular function: ATP hydrolysis activity; ATP binding. The record is from RefSeq and is a predicted model, not a curated record. Gene Ontology annotation, cellular component: cytosol; peroxisome; peroxisomal membrane. Bases 30 to 3320 code for a protein of 1096 amino acids. The transcript has 18 exons. Gene Ontology annotation, biological process: protein import into peroxisome matrix.